AUGCCGGCGGGGGACGGGGGGACGGACGACCCUGGGUCUGUUCCCGGAUCUUCCACGGCGUGCGGCGAUGACAUCCGCUGGAGCUUUUCCGCCGCAGCUGAGCGUGCCUCACACAAACCCUCCGGAAUCUUCCACCCGCUUGCCCCGUUAGAACUCAUGGACUCCAGAAAUGCCUCCGGCACCAACGCCGUCAGUGCCUUCCGAGAACAGGUGCAGCGCCUCACCAAUGAGAAUGUUCAGCUGCAAGACCGUAACGAAAGGCUGUACGCCAGGGUCGGAGAGCUGCAGGAGAAGACGGGGCAGCUGGCCGGGUCGAAGACUGCACUGUCGUCGAGGCUAGUCCGCAGCGAAGAAGAGAAACUGAAGAUUUCCAAGGACCUGGUUGACUUCCAGAUCGAGAGCAACAAAAUGAGAGAGCAAUACGAGGAAGAAUGUUUCGAACUCAGGAGCACGAUCCUGGCCUUGGAGAAUCGUGUUCUUGAAGUCGAGCUCCACGAAGAGAAGACCGGCGGGGAGCGAGACGCCUUGCGGGAACGGCUGCGGGCCUUGGAGGCGAAUCGCAAGGAGCUGGCGGACGAAUACCUGGUUCUGAAGAGCAACUAUCUGGCGCUGAGCAGGGAGCACGAACAGGAAGUCACCAAGAACGAAGAGCUGAGCCUAGAGCUACUCAACUUGGCCAACGCUAGGACCUCUCGCCCCCACUGGCAGAACGACAGCCCCCAAGCCCGAGGCCAAGACGACGAGCCUUCUGCCGAACUGGAACGGGUGCGUGCCCUGGUCCACCGCCUCUCCGCCCGCAAAGUGAAGCCAGAAGAUGUGAUUGCUUCAGAACACGAACGUCGGAAAUUGGAGAAAACGCUCUUUGGGAAUCAAGAUCACGUCGCCACAGAGAUGGAAAAGAUGAAGGACAUCUACAGUUCCCAGCAACAUAAACUGGAGGAGAGAAUGGUGGCCAUGGGCAGAGAUCUGCAAGAGGCCAAGAGAGCAAUCCGGAACACGCAGCACAGGCUGGCGGAGCAGUCGGCGGUUCUCCUCAGCUCCCAAAGCCAGCUCCAGGAAGUGGAGGCCGAGAAUUCCCGGCUCCAGACGCAGCUGAAGGAGCUGAACGAAGAGUACCGAUCGCGGCUGGUGCAGUACAUCGCGGACCUGGCGGCCUACGUUGACGGUAAGUCAGUGGAGAAGACGGUGGCCGGGAAGGCGCCACCGGAAGCGGCUCACCUGAAGCGUUUCGUGGACAGCAUGUUGAAGGACAUCCGGGCGUCCCACAAGUCUCGGGAGGAGCAGCUGGCCAGGGCCGCGCGGGGCUACAAGAAGCGCCUGCAGAGCCUGGUCAAGACACACGAGAACCUGCUGAUCGCGUACCGCUUGCUGAACGAGGAGGGCUGGGCAGAGCUCAGGAAACAGCUUCGAGAGUUCACGCACACCGUGCAGGAAGAUCUGGAGAGGGAGAGGAGCCAGCUGUUGGCGCGGGCCCUGGUGGCGGAGGAGCAGGUGGCCGAACUGCAGGAGUACGUGGAUAAGCACCUCGUGAGAUACAAGCAAGAGAUUGUGAGGCUGAGGAACCUCCUGGGAACAGACGGGCCCCGAGCACUGAGUGCGGGAUCCGCCGACGCCCCGCCGAUUUCGAAACCCAGGAGGAAUCCGAGCAAUGAAAUGUAG
This is a messenger RNA of Gekko japonicus, 1659 nucleotides long. RefSeq names its product coiled-coil domain containing 78 (gene CCDC78). Gene Ontology annotation, cellular component: cytoplasm. NCBI's taxonomy places the organism in Eukaryota, Metazoa, Chordata, Lepidosauria, Squamata, Gekkonidae. The transcript is spliced from 14 exons. The record is from RefSeq and is a predicted model, not a curated record. The coding region runs from base 1 to 1659 and encodes 552 amino acids.